Molecule: messenger RNA, 942 nt
Organism: Castor canadensis (American beaver)
Lineage: Eukaryota; Metazoa; Chordata; Mammalia; Rodentia; Castoridae
Product: olfactory receptor 1A1-like
Biological process (GO): G protein-coupled receptor signaling pathway
Cellular component (GO): membrane
Molecular function (GO): olfactory receptor activity; G protein-coupled receptor activity
Source: RefSeq, a predicted model, not a curated record
AUGAGGGAAGAAAACCAGUCUUCUACCACAGAUUUCAUCCUCUUGGGAGUUACUGGGUAUCAGGAACAGGAAGAGUUCUUCUUCAUCCUCUUCCUGUUCAUUUACCCCAUCACAGUGAUUGGGAACAUGCUCAUCAUCCUAGCCAUUCUCUCUGACAUUCACCUUCACAACCCCAUGUAUUUUUUUCUUGCAAAUCUCUCCCUUGUUGAUAUUUUCUUCUCAUCUGUAACCAUCCCCAAGACAUUGGUCAACCAUCUCAGGAGUAGCAAAGCCAUCUCUUUUGAGGGGUGCCUGACCCAGAUGGAUUUAAUGUUAGCUUUGGGCAACACAGACAGCUAUAUUUUAGCUGCAAUGGCAAUUGACAGAGCUGUAGCCAUCAGCCGCCCACUUCAUUAUACAAUAAUUAUGAGCCCCCAGCUUUGUGUCCUGCUGGUUGUUGGGUCUUGGGUGGUUGGAAACACCAAUUCCUUUCCUCACACUCUGCUCACAGCUCGUCUGUCCUUCUGUGGAAACAAGGAAGUAGCCAACUUCUACUGUGACAUUACCCCUUUGCUCAAGUUGUCCUGUUCUGACAUCCACUUUAAUGUGAAGAUGAUGUACUUGGGGGUUGGUGUUUUCUCUGUGCCUUUGCUGUGCAUUAUUAUCUCUUAUGUUUGGGUCUUCUCCACAGUCUUACAGGUUCCCUCCACUAAGGGAACACUCAAAGCCUUCAACACCUGUAGUUCUCACCUGACAGUGGUUUCUUUGUAUUAUGGGACAGUCAUGGGCAUGUAUUUCAGACCUCUGAACAAUUACAGUCUGAAGGAUGCAGUGAUAACGGUGAUGUACACAGCAGUGACUCCAAUGUUAAAUCCUUUCAUCUACAGUCUGAGAAACAGGGACAUGAAGGCUGCUCUGGGGAAACUCUUCCACAGUAGAACCUCUGUGAGAUCACCACUGUGA